GCAGGGCUUCCCCGUAGGUGUCAAGUGAGCCAGAUUCCUCCUUCCCCCUCAAAGUGCAUGUGUUACUCUCCUCAGCCCGAGGUCUCAGUAGCAGCAAGUCCCUGUGGUUAAUAAUGGUACAUCCGAGCUACCGGAUCACGCCAACCCAAGGCUUCCUUCUGUUCUGGGCUGCUCUGCAUUUCAGCACCUGGGAUCUUUGCACACCAGUAGAUCCUGGGCCCAUUUCAGGAGCUCCCCUGGUCUCAGACAGAGGAAUGAACCAAACAGGCAUGAUGCCCCUCACCUGCCAAAGCUUCCAGUGCUCUGGGGAGCAAUGUUACCAGAAUGAAGCUCACGGCAACAACACGGAGCCCUGCCACAACGCAACACACUGUGAGCUUUACCGGUUCAACAGCACCAGCUACACAGCCCGGUGCAGCAGUGAGUGUGGGAGCAGCAACACCACUGAGAUGUGCAUGACCAAUGGCAGUGUGAGCAUGAGCGUGUGUACAAUGGAGUGCUGUGCUUCACCCAACUGCCUCAGCCUCAAUGCCACAGCCUACGGAGACCUGCCACCCACCACCACACCAGCUCCCACGACAACCACCACAAAAGCGCCUCCCAAAAAUGGAAAAGUGUGCUCAUCCUUCACCUGCCACGGAGACGGCUGCUACAAGGGCCAGAAGGCCUCAGCUGGCUGUAUUGUGGGCUUUGACUACUGUGAGAUGAAGAAAACAGGACCCCAUUACGUGGCAGGCUGCAGCAAGCUCUGCAAAACAUCUGGCAAGCCCUGCACCACUGGAUCCACUAAGCCCUGCUUUCAGGAAUGCUGCCAAGCAAUGCCCAAAGCCAGCUGCCUCAAGCUGGAUGGCAAAGUGCACUUCAACCGGGCCAGGUCCCUGGCUCCAGCCUUUCUGCUUCAGCUUCUGACUGGGGCAGCGCUUCUGGGUCUGAACUACGUCCUGUUGUUUUCCUUGGGGUCCCACUGACAACUGGGCCUCUGAGGUUGAGGAGUGGGCCUUAGGGUCUGACACCAGGCCUGUGGGCUAGCAUGACUCCCUCUUUUGGGUUAGGACCUCUUUCUGGAAGAGAAGGAGCAGGCAUUCAGGAAAAAAAUACUCUCUCCAUUUACCUUGUACUGGGCAGAGCUUAUGCACUAUGCUUUCUGUCCCAAACCUUUGGCUUGUGUAUUUUGCCAAUGGAGUUCAUCUCUCUACCUGCCUCUCGCUUUGCUCUAGUUGGACCAGGAGCUGGGCUGGAGCAGCCACUCUGAAUCAAAACAGCAAUACCCCUAAAAUAGGGUUGCCAACUUCCAGGGGGUACCUGGACAUCUCCUGCUAUUACAACUGAUCUCCAAAUUGCAAAGAUAUGUCCCCUCAGAAAAUGGCUGCUUUGGAGGUUAGCCUCUAUGGUGUUAUAUCCUGCUGAGGUACCAUCCCUCCCCAAACCCCUCCCAGACUCUGGCCCCCAAAUCUCCAGGUAUCUCCCAUCCCAGAGUUGGCAACUCCACCCUGGAAAUAGCUGUCAGGCCUCACCUGCUGUUUAUUGAGGAGAUCUGGGAAGUGGGGAGGGGUUGCUUCUUGUAUACAACAGGCCUAGGCAGGCUUGUGUGAAGAAGUGGCCCUUUCUGGCACGGGUGAUCUGUCCAGGCUCUGUACCAAUCCAGUGAUUUGCCAGAGCUCAGCAGCAGGGAGGACUGAUUUGGCAGAGGGUGGGAAAUAAAUCUUUUAAGUCACAGAGGGGAGGAAGAGAAGGCCUUGAGUUGGUCCUGGUGUAGCUGAACCCCUUCCAGAUGUUGCUGCUCCUCCUCCAUGUGUGAAGGGCAGUCUUUCACCCUCCGCUGCUGGGGAUGUUGCCUUCCCCACUGUGGCAGCCAGCAUCCCUACAAUGAUACUUAAGAGAAUUUUCAAUCAUCCUUUCUUCUCCAGUUGCCCACAGGAUGCAAUAAGUGAUACUGAAGAUCUAGCUGGAUAAUGGUUAGUGGUGAAGGGAAGACCCAAGAAGCGUAAGGGGGCUGUGUUACUGCCCUCCCUUUGCCCAAACUUUGCUGCUUUCUAGGAUUUAGGAGUCUUUGGCAUCAUGGCUGUUGCUGUUGCUCCACUGGUCUGGCACAAAUGUUGGGAGGAAAGGACCCUGGACCACAAUUGUCACAAGUACCCAGGACCUGAUAUAGGGUGUUACUGGAUAACUGAGAAUAAGGGAGCCACUGCUAUUAAACGUAGCAAACAUGUAAGCAGAAAUUUAAUCAAAAGGUCCAGCAUUUGAAAUCAAAUACAACAAAGUGCACAUUUCUCAGAGAUCAUGGGUUAGUUUAGCAUAAGCAUAAGCAUUUUAUUGUCAUUGUGCACGCACAACGAAAUUUACAGCAGCAUUCCUCGAUGCACACAAUUUCAGACUCAUACAUCAUCCUCACUUUCCCCUUCCUCCACCCAUCCCUACACAGCCCCAAACACAUCAACCAGAAGCCGCGGAGUUUAGCAUAGCCACAGCUAUGCUAGAAGGAAAGGGAGAGAAAACGUAGGGGUGAGCCACUGAUUUCAUGCCUGUCGUGGGAUUCUUAGAACUAUCUGGUUGACUACUGUGAAAAGGAGAGUGUUGACUUUGAAUGGCUUUUCUGGUACUGGUAAGCUAGAUGCGGCUGCUUCAGCAAAGGGCAGAGGGAUUCAAAAUGUGACUUAAAUUCAUGCUACCACGGGAGAACUUGUACAAUUCUUCAGCUUUGAUCGCAUGAUGUUUCUCCUUGGCCCCAAUUCUAUAAAAUAAAAUGUUCAUUAUAUAGUCCUAGUAAUGGUCUGUAGGAGUGAAAGAACUGCUUCUUUUUUUAAAAAAAGAAGGAUGAAACUCUAGCUUUCCUCUAGGGUACAGCUAUUCUUUCAACUUAGCUGCAUUUUUAAACAAAAGAGGAACUUGUACGAUCAGAACCUUUCCAGGCUGGCCAUAAUGCCCAAGUGGCUCUUUGCAUGCUGUUUAAUUUGGAAUUGCAGUCUUUGGUAUGGGAGUAAAAUAUAGGGGGAAGCAGAAG
Molecule: messenger RNA, 3001 nt
Organism: Sphaerodactylus townsendi
Lineage: Eukaryota; Metazoa; Chordata; Lepidosauria; Squamata; Sphaerodactylidae
Exons: 9
Coding region: 114-968 (284 amino acids)
Source: RefSeq, a predicted model, not a curated record